AUAUAGCCUUAAUAAAAAUAAUUAAUUUCAAUUUCCACCUAUGAAUAAAUCCUCAAGUGACAUUUCAACUUGCAAUAUUUUGACAUUUUCUUAUUAUAAGAGAUUAUUACAUGACAUCCACAUGUCCAACUCUUUGAUUUAUUUAUUCUAAUUGGUCCCAUCCACGUAUAUAUUUGUACAAAAUAAAACAGGUACGCUAGCUGUUUACCCUUCUCGAAAUUCCUUGUUUUGCGCAACUUUUAUUUCUAUCUCCUCAUCCUCCCUUAUUCCUACGCUCACCAUGUGCACGUUAGAGAAGCGCGGCAGUAUCUUCUUCCUCACGCUAACCGGCGCCACCAAGAAAGACCAGGAGCACCGCCUAAACCCGCCACUCAUCGCCGCCAUCCGCGCGGCGCUAGCUGAAGUCAGAUCGCAAGCCGUCCCGGGAUCGGCGCUCAUCACUCAAGCCGAAGGCCGAUUCUUCUCCAACGGCUUCGACCUCCGCCACGCGCAGGCCGUCGGCGCGGCCGCCGGCUCUGCCGAUGCUGCGGGGGCAGAGCUCCUCAACAUGGUAGAUCUGUUUCGAGGCGUCGUCGCCGACCUCCUCUCCCUCCCUAUGCCGACGGUCGCGGCUGUCACGGGGCACGCGGCGGCGGCAGGGCUGAUCCUCGCAAUGAGUCACGACUACGUCGUGAUGAAGAAAUCGAGAGCGGUGCUGUACCUGAGCGAGCUCGAUAUCGGCAUGAGCCUGCCGGAUUACUUCACAGCUCUGAUCAAGGAGAAAGUCGGCUCCAGCGCUGCGCGGCGGGAGCUGGCGCUCCGUGCGGCGAAGGUCGAUGCAGAGGCGGCGGUGCGGAUGGGGAUUGUCGAUGCGGCGUAUGAUAGCGCAGAGGACGUGGCGGCGGCAGCGGUGCGAACGGCGGAGGAGCUGGGGAAGAAGGAGUGGAGCGGCGAAGCGUACGCCGAGAUCAGGAAGUCCCUGUAUCCAGAUGUAUGCAGUUUGUUAGGGUUGGAAGAGAAGGCCGUCAUGCCGUCUAAGCUUUGACCAGACAGGUUCCAAUCCAAAACUUCGAGGCUUUGUGUGUGUGGUGUUACUGGUGUAAGUUGAAGGAAGAAUCGAUCAAACACACCUUCUUUGCUUGUCAAAAUUCGGACGAUCUCUGGAAAAAGAUCAUUCUUUGGCUUGGUAAGCAGACGGCUUUGCAUCGUAAGGUGAAAGAUCAUUACAAUGCCUUCACAAAUCUGGGGAAAAAGGAGGAUAAGCGCUUCCUGCGUGGAGUUUGGAUCUGCACGACUUGGGUCUUAUGGAAAGAGAGAAACGAAUGCAAAUUCAAUCAAGGCAAGUGGAAUGGAGAGAAGUUGUUUGCAGAGAUUAAAUCGAGGCUUUGGGGAUGGAAGACGACUUACAAGUUGUCGAUAUCUACUUCGGAUUUUAGGAGCUGGUUCAUGACAGCUUUUUCUUAGGCUUUCUUUUGCUGGUUUUCGGGUGUCUUUUGAAACUUGAGUUGUUACUAUUGUUUCCUGCCUGUAUUCCAGUACUUCUGUUACCUCAUUCUGUUUUAUUUGUCUUAUUUCUGAUAAAAAAAAAUAUUGAUAAUCAAAA
Salvia miltiorrhiza (redroot sage) is the source of this 1582-nucleotide messenger RNA. RefSeq names its product enoyl-CoA delta isomerase 2, peroxisomal-like. The transcript is spliced from 2 exons. Gene Ontology annotation, biological process: fatty acid beta-oxidation. Bases 281 to 1024 code for a protein of 247 amino acids. Gene Ontology annotation, molecular function: delta(3)-delta(2)-enoyl-CoA isomerase activity; enoyl-CoA hydratase activity. NCBI's taxonomy places the organism in Eukaryota, Viridiplantae, Streptophyta, Magnoliopsida, Lamiales, Lamiaceae. The record is from RefSeq and is a predicted model, not a curated record. Gene Ontology annotation, cellular component: peroxisome.